This is a messenger RNA of Humulus lupulus (European hop), 2331 nucleotides long. RefSeq names its product L-type lectin-domain containing receptor kinase IV.1-like. Gene Ontology annotation, biological process: protein phosphorylation. Gene Ontology annotation, cellular component: plasma membrane. The record is from RefSeq and is a predicted model, not a curated record. The transcript has a single exon. The coding region runs from base 35 to 2104 and encodes 689 amino acids. Lineage: Eukaryota; Viridiplantae; Streptophyta; Magnoliopsida; Rosales; Cannabaceae. Gene Ontology annotation, molecular function: protein kinase activity; carbohydrate binding; ATP binding.
AUUAUCUAUAUAUAGAAUCGCAAGGCAAAACUGAAUGAAUAUAAUAGCCAUGUUUUCUAAGGUUCCGAUAUUGCUUCUCUUACUAUCCAUAACCAUAACAGUAGUACCAGCUUCAUCUCAAGAUGAUCAUGGUAAUCUCAGUUUCGUAUUCAAUAAUGGAUUCAAUUCAAGUGACCUGGACCUCGACGGCUUUGCUGAAAUAACAUCCAAUGGCCUCCUCAGGCUCACAAACAACACGGAACACAAAACGGGUCAUGCUUUCUUUCCCAAUCCAGUCACCUUCAAGGCCACCCCAAACGGCACAAUUUCUUCCUUCUCCACCACGUUCGCCUUUGCCAUCAGAUCGAUGAUGGCGGACCUGGGCGGCCACGGCAUGGCUUUUGUGACCGCUCCGACAAAAGGUCUUCCCGGAGCUCGGUGGGGCCACUAUCUUGGCUUUACUAACGAGUUCGCCAGUAAAGACAAGGCCGCCAACAAAGUUGUCGCCGUCGAGUUCGAUACGGUCUACGACAGCGAGAUCGGAGACAUCGACAAAAACCACGUGGGGGUUGACAUUAAUGAUAUAAGAUCGGUUACAGCUGAAUCGGCGAGCUAUUUCGACGAAAAAAGGGGCGGGUUUACGAACUUAUCUCUUAUGAGUGGUAAACCGAUGAAAGUAUGGGUCGAAUAUGACGCUGUUAAGAAGCAGAUGAACGUGACUUUAGCUCCGGCCGAAGCUGUUAAACCCCAGAAACCGCUUUUGUCUUUGACCAAAGAUCUUUCAUCGAUCAUAAAUGACACCAUGUAUAUAGGUUUUUCUUCCGCAACAGGCACUGUAGUUAGUAGUCAUUAUGUUCUGGGUUGGAGCUUUAAGAUUAAUGGGGUAGCUCAAGAGCUCGACUUCUCCAAACUCCCACAGCUUCCUCGGGUUGGACCUGAACCAAUAUCAAAGCUUUUGGCAAUUGGGUUACCUGUGAUUUGUUCGAGCUUGGUAGCUCUAGUGAUCUUUAGUUUAGUUUAUUUCAUCAGAAGAAAGAGAAAAUUUGCAGAGCUAAUUGAAGAUUGGGAACUCGAAUAUGGACCCCAUAGGUAUAAAUACAAAGAUUUGUAUAUGGCGACAGAGGGUUUCAAGGACAAAGAUUUAUUGGGUAGGGGAGGAUUUGGUAUAGUGUAUAAAGGAGUAUUACCCUCUAAAACAGAGAUUGCUGUGAAAAGAGUCGCUCACGAAUCAAAACAGGGUAUGAGAGAAUUUGUUGCUGAAAUCGCCAGUCUCGGCCGGCUCCGGCACCGGAAUAUUGUACCCCUUUUGGGCUAUUGUCGCCGGAAAGGUGAGCUUCUUUUAGUCUACGAGUACAUGCCCAAUGGCAGCCUAGAAAAAUACCUAUACGACAAACCAAAAACAACACUAAAUUGGAACCAAAGAUUUAGGGUCAUAAAGGGAGUUGCCUCUGGUCUAUGCUACCUCCACCAUCAAUGGGAACAAGUCGUCAUCCACCGUGACGUGAAGGCCAGUAACGUCCUACUUGAUGGCGAGUUAAACGGACGGUUAGGAGACUUUGGUUUAGCUAGACUGUACGACCACGAAAGCGAUCCACAAACAACCCAAAUCGCUGGCACAAUCGGCUACCUCGCCCCUGAGCAUGCCCGAACCGGAAAGGCCACAACAAGUUCCGACGUCUUCGCAUUCGGAGCUGUCUUGCUCGAAGUGGCAUGCGGACGUCGACCCAUUGAGCGGAGAGGAACGAAGAUGGAGGAGCUGAUUUUGGUGGACUGGGUUUUCUCUUGUUGGAGCAGAGGUAGGAUUAUCGAGGCCAUGGAUUCGAAUCUUAUAGAAUCAGAUUCUAGUGUAUUAGGGGAGGAAGUGGAGUUGGUAUUGAAACUGGGGUUACUGUGUUCGCAUUCGGAACCGGAGGUCAGACCGAGCAUGAAGCAAGUGGUGUCUUUUUUGGAGAGACAUGUGCCUUUGCCGGACUUGUCGACGCUGAGGCUGACGGCUGCGGGGUUGACCUUCGCGCAUAGAGAAGGGUCUGGUGAUUUUACGGCGUCGUAUCAGUCGUCUGUUAGGGGUUUCACUCAGGCUUCGUCUUCUUCUGAGGCCGAAUCACUCCUCUUUUGUGGCCGAUGAGUGUGCGUCAUACGCCUGAACUGUGCCUUUGUUUAUCAUUUUCAUAUUUUUAGCUUUUUAAGAGAGAAAUUUGAAUUUUUUUUUUCCCAUUUUCGAAUGGUAGAAUAUACAUGGCCACAUUUUCAAAAUUAGUGCAAAUUGACCUUUAUUUUUGUUUAGUAUUGUCUUGUGUAAUAUUAUUUUUACACAUUAAUUAGAAAAGGAAAUUACAAAACUAGAUCAAAUAA